AACGCAAAUUCGCCCUACCACAGAAUCGGAUCAUGCCCAUGCGGGCUUCGGACUAGCCGCCACUGGUCGCAGCGAUCAGCUCAGGUCUUGGCCCGAGAAGGGGUCUGCGUUUUAAAUCCUUUUCCCUCUGGGCUCGAACUAACUCUUCUGCCCCUCCUGCGGUUCAGGUCCCUCCCUGCAGACGUCCUACAAGGGCCUCCUCUCCUCGAAGCCGGCCUGAUCGCAGAGUUCCCCGAGCGGCGGGCUUCGGCCAGCUUCUGCCCGAACUCUCUUCCCUUCCAGCAGCUCCGAAGACUGCAGCAAUCUCCGAGCUGACAGAACCCCAUUGGAAGUCCCGUAAGAGUGAAUCUCCCCGCGCAACAGCUGCUCGCAUUCCGAUCUCUGUGACCAUAAAGGCUCACGGAGUGAGAAGGCAAACGGAGCAGUCCCCCGUUUGUUUGUCCAGCUCGAGUUCCUUCCUCCUCGGCCAGCCAGCGUAAUUGAAGAACUUCAGCAGCCGCCAUGUACGAGUCUCCUCUCUUUCUGACCGUCUGCUGGAUCGUGAAAGUGUUCGUGUCCGUCCAUGCCUUCGCAAUCCAGGAAGAGUUCCAGGAGUUCUAUCGACGCCUGUACCGUCCCGUGCUGGGUUGCUUCCGAUGCUUUUGAGAGCCAGGCCUCGAGAGCCAGAGGCCAAGCACCCGACUCCAGGAUCAUCAGUACAAUCCCAGAUGGCGACCGCUCGCAUUUCAGCUCCCUACGCUUUCGAGAUCGGCUGGUUUCCGAGCGCUCGUCUCUCAUCAUCCGCCUGCCCGUGUGAACUUCUCCUCGUGCAACGACGGCGUGUAAUCUGCAGGCGAGCUUACAUCCACACCCAGCCGAUUUUCUCGAGGGUUGCACCGACGAUGGCACCUUCACAUUCGCUUCCGGAUCAUCGAGAGUGAGCAGAGCAGACGGUGGGGCCGUGCGCUGCUCUGGCAGUGCCGAUACUCGACUCGACUGUUUUGUUCGAGCGUUGUCUGGAGUCCAGAGUUGCUUACUGCACACGAGGUCGAAGCCUCGAUCGUGAGAUCAUGAACACAAGCUUGUCGGAAGUAGCUUCCUGAUGCAGAUCGGCAGACAUUCCAGUACCUAACUUCAUAAUCUUAUACACGCACGAAGCGCAGUGGAGCUUGUCGUGAAGAGGGAGGGAGAGAGAUACAAACCUCGACAUUGAUCAUCGGAAUUCGACGUGAGCAUCAGGCACCUUCUUACAUUCUAGAAAUUGUUGAACAGAACUCUAACGCCAUCAACGAGGCAAAGCGUAAAAUCUAGGUUGCAGGAUGCAUCAUAUCGUACACUCAACGAUUAGACUUGAAUGUGCAAGCCUUAUACUUGACUGAGUAUCGGAACGACCUUAUCAAAUCGUGCACUUCCAUCGUACAUAUUUUUGCAAUUUGUGUUAUAUCGAUUGGAAAGGACCCCCUUUUCUCGACGCUUGCCCACGUCCGUGAAAUACAUCUGUAUGCUAUUUGUUCAGUGCAAUGCCUUGAAUGAAGGUCAGGCGAUGUAAUUGUGAGCGCCGGCAAAAGCCACCCCCUCUCUGUAAUGUCUAUAAUUUUUUCAAUUUGAGGUUGCAAUUCAGAGGC
Molecule: messenger RNA, 1604 nt
Organism: Marchantia polymorpha subsp. ruderalis
Lineage: Eukaryota; Viridiplantae; Streptophyta; Marchantiopsida; Marchantiales; Marchantiaceae
Source: the annotation of a GenBank genome assembly